Messenger RNA from Leptidea sinapis, 2357 nucleotides. RefSeq names its product delta-aminolevulinic acid dehydratase. The coding region runs from base 394 to 1392 and encodes 332 amino acids. Gene Ontology annotation, molecular function: porphobilinogen synthase activity; zinc ion binding. Gene Ontology annotation, cellular component: cytosol. The transcript has 8 exons. Gene Ontology annotation, biological process: heme biosynthetic process. The record is from RefSeq and is a predicted model, not a curated record. Lineage: Eukaryota; Metazoa; Arthropoda; Insecta; Lepidoptera; Pieridae.
GACACUUUUAUUCGAGAUUCGACUUUCGAACUUUCGAAGUUUGAAACUCCGAAUUUUACAGCGUAUAACAACGCAAUACGGUAGACCGGUACCGGUAGGCGGUAAAUUUCAUAAGCGGCAGCUUUUCGUGUGCGACACUGCAGACCACAGAACACUAUUACUUUAACGAGCUGCAGGCUGAUGAUAAAUAAUUUAUUUACUCAGGCUCCGCAAGGUUCAAACUUCAAACGUUUGUAAUAAUUCAUACACCUAGUUUCGUGACUGAUAUCUCUUGAAAGGAAGGUCAAAUAAACUAAUUAUCAUUACUUGAUAAGUAUUACAUAUGACUACCAAGUUUCUAUAAAGUAAAAAAAUCAGUGUUGAUUUAGCUAACCAUCGAUAAAGUCGUUUAAAAUGAGCGAACUUUUCACGACACCGGAGCAUGUCCUCCAAGGAGGAUACCACCAUGCAACUUUACGAAAGCUUCAGGAACCUAACACAAGUAUAGAAACACAUAAUAUUAUGUAUCCAGUGUUUUUGCUGGAGGAUGAGAAUGCUAUGCAGCCAGUGUUAAGUAUGCCAAAUGUGUAUAGAUAUGGAAUCAAAAAUCUCAUACCAGCUUUAAAGGAAUUGGUAGAUAAGGGGCUUAAGUCUAUUCUCAUAUUUGGUAUUGUUGAAACAUUGGAAAAGGAUUCAGUUGGUUCAAGUGCUGACUGUGCUUCUAACCCAGUUAUUAAAGCUCUGCCAUUACUGCGAUCAGCGUUUCCAGGGUUAAUAUUGGCCUGUGAUGUGUGUUUGUGUCCAUACACCUCCCAUGGACAUUGCGGGGUGUUGAAUGAACAGGGUGUUAUUGAUCAUGCCCCUUCCGUUAAGAGGAUUGCUGAAGUUGCCCUUGCAUAUGCAAAAGCAGGAGCCCACAUAGUUGCACCAUCUGAUAUGAUGGAUAACAGAAUCAAAGCCAUCAAGGAUGCGCUGGUUGCUAAUAAGUUGCAGAAUCAGGUGUCGCUGCUAUCGUAUUCGUGUAAGUUUGCGUCGAACAUGUACGGUCCGUUCCGAGACACUAUGAAGAGUUCUCCGAUGGCUGGCGAUAGGAAGUGUUAUCAGCUACCACCAGGGAGCACUGGCCUCGCCGCGAGAGCAGCGGCUCGUGACGUAGCCGAAGGUGCCGACUUCCUCAUGGUGAAACCUGGCCUGCCCUAUCUCGACAUCGUGCGGCGGACGAAGGACGCGUACCCCAACCACCCGCUCUUUAUAUAUCAGGUAUCUGGGGAGUACGCCAUGAUUUCCCGUUCUGGAGAGGGCGAGAUGGAAGCAAUACUGAUGGAGACGCUCCUUUGUAUGCGAAGAGCUGGUGCCGAUUGCAUCAUCACAUACUUCGCGCCGUUAAUUCUGGAUUUAAUUAAAAAACAAUAGGUUUUAUUUAAAUGUAAAAUGUAAUUGUUACAAACUUGUUGCAUUAUCAUAAAGAUGUGAUGGUAAAUUGAUAACUACCUAUUCUUGUAUAUAUAAAGUCAUUCUUGAAUGACCUAAAUAAUACUCAUAUUUCAAUUGUAUAUUGUACAAAAGAUUAAAAAUAUAUUUUUCAUUUAUACGCGAAGUCAUUGUCAUAUCGAUUGUGAAUAAAGAUUCCAAAAUACAAUAUAAUGAUGAUGUUAUGGUCGUCAAAAUUCGUCUUGAUCUAUAUACAUAUAUAUAGAUAUAUAUAUACUAUGCACACCUGAAAGAAAAAUCGAAGACUUAUGUGCUAGGCAGGGUAUUAAUUAGCAGAGCUUUUUACCAGUUGUGAGACUUAACAUCUUAUGUCUUAAGGUGACGAGCGCAAUUGUUGUGCCGCUCGCGAAUUUUUCAGUUUUUCCGAGAAUCCUGAGCGGCACUGCAGUGUAAUGAGCAGGGCGUAUCAAUUACCAUCAGCUGAACGUUCUGCUCGUCUCGUUCCUUAUUAUCAUAAAAAAGCUUGGAACUGAUUGGAUUUAAAUUUAAUUGUUUUUUUUUUAUAUUAUGGUUUUAUGAUUGUUUUUAUAUUUAUUUAUACAUAAAUAUUUUUAACGUGGACAUAUAAAUGAAAAGAAAAAUAUAUAACAGUUACAGCAAAUCUUCAUACGAAUUAAUUGCAUAGUGUAUAAAGUAAGUUAGAUAUAAUGAAUUAUUUCUAUUCAGUGUAAGUGCUCUGUGAUCUGGUAUUUUCACAUUUUUCCUGCUACCGGAAGGCACAUACAUAAUGACUUUAUUCCUACAAGAACGAUACUGCGUUUAUUCUAUAAUUAGAUUAAUUCUUUAAUUAGAUUAUUAGAUAUCAAAUUGCUCAAUUAUAAUUGGGAGUUAUAAGUACAAUUAUUGCUGUUGUUUAAUAUAAGGGAAGGUAAUAAAAUUUUGUUUAA